UAUCGCUUUAUUAUCACCUAACGAAACAUUCAGUUUAGUUCAAGUGUAAAGAUAGAAAGAAAUGACUAUUACCUUGUACUUUGCCGAUGCUAGUCCACCAGCAAGAAGUAGCAUUCUAACUAUAAAAGCACUGGGAUUAAAAAAUGUAACGUUUAAGCGUGUGGAUUUAAUGCAAAGGGAACAACAUAAACCGGAAUUUCUAAAAUUAAAUCCUCAACAUACGGUUCCAACCUUGGUCGACGAAGAUGGUUUUACAGUUUGGGAUAGUCAUGCAAUUAAUACAUAUUUGGCCAGCAAGUACGACGAAAAAAGUUCUUUCUAUCCAAAAGAUUUACAGAAAAGAGCAAUUAUAGACCAAAGACUUCAUUUUAGCUGUGGCACAUUAUUUCCACGAAUUGCAAGAACGUUUGUAGGUCUUUUGUUUCAUCCAGAAGCCGGGAUUUCCCAGGAAUCUAUUGACGAAAUAAAAGAAGCUUAUGGCUUCCUGGAAAAGUUCCUGGAAAAGGGGAAAUAUAUUGCCGGAAAUGAACUUACUGUUGCAGACUUCAGUCUAGCAACGGAAGUUGUUUCGAUCGUGUAUUGCCCGCCUUCGCCAGAUGAAUUUCCAAAAAUCACUGCCUGGAUUAAGAGAAUGAAAGAGUUACCGUAUUUCGAUGAAGUCAACGAAAAAGCACUUCAGAUACUUCAAGCACUCGUAAACCCAAAACCUGCUUAAGAAAAUUUGUGGUAAAAUAUUUUUGUUUAAAUAAUAAAUUGACUUCGAUCCAAAUACGA
Messenger RNA from Agrilus planipennis (emerald ash borer), 774 nucleotides. RefSeq names its product glutathione S-transferase 1-like. The transcript is spliced from 3 exons. The record is from RefSeq and is a predicted model, not a curated record. The coding region runs from base 62 to 715 and encodes 217 amino acids. Gene Ontology annotation, biological process: glutathione metabolic process. NCBI's taxonomy places the organism in Eukaryota, Metazoa, Arthropoda, Insecta, Coleoptera, Buprestidae. Gene Ontology annotation, molecular function: glutathione transferase activity.